AUGUGCCCGAACCCGAAUCUUGUCGACAACGAUCCUGAAACGUUGGCGCAUUUUGUCCCGUUGGAUCCCGUUUCUCGCCGUGCGUACGCUCUAUCGUGCAAACAUCUCCCUCCCGCAAUCUUGAAUCACUCUUUGCGUGUCUGGAUCUACGCAGCGACACUCAGCGGGCUUGAGAAGCUCUCUUCUUCUCGACUGCCUCUGCUAUUCACUGCUUGUAUCCUCCAUGAUAUCGGUGCUACCCUUGCUUUCUCCAACUUGGACUCGGAGAAGCUUCAGCGUUUUGAAAUUGAAGGAGCAGACGCGGCAGCGUCUCUUUUACGAGAAGCUGGAGAUUCUUCCAUCUCACAAGAUGAUAUCGAAGAAGUUUGGCGCGCCAUAGCUCUUCACUCUACUCCCCAAAUUCCAGAGCGAAUGGCGGGGCUGGUUCGCAUUGUUCGACUUGCCGUUUUGAGUGAUUUUCAGCGAGGCACUGUUGCUGGGAAGGAAGGGUUACAGGAAGAGACCGAGGCUCAUUUUGAAAGAUUGGAGAUUGAAAAGGUUCUUGGGGAUGCUGUGGUUCAGCAGGCAUUGUGCAGUCGAGUGCCAGAGGCAAAAGCCCCGGCCGCAAGUUGGCCUCACGACUUAUUGAGGGCUCAUCGAGAAUAUCCUGAAUGGGAAGGAGUCAAUAAAGGCUUUUAG
Molecule: messenger RNA, 678 nt
Organism: Lentinula edodes (shiitake mushroom)
Lineage: Eukaryota; Fungi; Basidiomycota; Agaricomycetes; Agaricales; Omphalotaceae
Exons: 1
Coding region: 1-678 (225 amino acids)
Source: RefSeq, a predicted model, not a curated record